Messenger RNA from Aplysia californica (California sea hare), 341 nucleotides. Its product is annotated as high mobility group nucleosome-binding domain-containing protein 5. The record is from RefSeq and is a predicted model, not a curated record. NCBI's taxonomy places the organism in Eukaryota, Metazoa, Mollusca, Gastropoda, Aplysiida, Aplysiidae.
GAUGGUGCUGACGCAAAGACUGAUGACGUCAGCGGAGAGGCUCAGGCGGAGGAACAGAGCGGCCAGGAGAACGGAGGAGAAGGAGGAGCAGCAGGAGAGGGAGAGGAGGAGAAGAAGGAGGAAGAGGCGGUGGAGGUUACUGCCGAGCCUGCGGAGGAAACGGCUCCCGGUGAGGAAGGAGAACAGGAGGAGGACGUGGUGAAGGAGGAGGAGGAGGAGAGAGGGGAGGAAGAGGAAAAAGAGAAGGAGGAUGGACAGAAGGAGGAGGAAGAGGAUGGACAAAAGGAGGAGGAAGUAGAUGGACAGAAAGAGGAAGAAGGUGGACAGAAGGAGGAGGAAGA